Hypoxylon trugodes is the source of this 1460-nucleotide messenger RNA. RefSeq names its product S-adenosyl-L-methionine-dependent methyltransferase. Lineage: Eukaryota; Fungi; Ascomycota; Sordariomycetes; Xylariales; Hypoxylaceae. The record is from RefSeq and is a predicted model, not a curated record. The transcript is spliced from 4 exons. Gene Ontology annotation, molecular function: methyltransferase activity. Bases 410 to 1351 code for a protein of 313 amino acids.
CCGAGGGGCGCCGGCGGUAAUGUUGGUUCGACGAGCCAAAGAUAGAGAAAAUAAAAUGUAAAAAUUGUAAUACCGGCAUCGCUCGCCUGACUGUCCACCUUUACACGUUACUCAAUGCCAACACGAACGGGGGAAUGUCUUUGAAUGGUAUUCCGACUCUGGUAGAGUCCCAACAGAAGAGAGUGUAGUAGAUUCGGUGGAUCCUCCGGCAUUUGCACCACAUAGUCCACAUAGGACGACAUACCCGAAGUGCACAAAGCGGCGCACGCGAUGAGACAUCAAUAUAUCAGACCUUCCUUAAAACACUGCCGACGGCAUCUUUCUAACUUGCCGGGGGAGAUCGAGCUAGUCGAUAUUGAGUCAAUGAAAUACAGCAAACAUUAGCCAUUCACCAAAAGAAGCAAUCGGGAUGGAAGGUCAACACGAGGAUAACCCAACUACAGCGGAAAAUAGCGAGUCCAGCUCGGAUGUCGAUGCUGUUGACCCGAGGCUAGAAAGCAUGCCAUUCAUCGAAGCCUUCGGUCACCGUUACCAUGCCUCAGGCAAGAUUUAUCUACCCUUCGAUCAACACGAACGGGAGAGAUUAGAAAUAUUACAUAAAGUCUUUCGACACUGCCUAGAUGGUGCUUUGACCCACACACGGUUGCCGUUAGAUACGGCGCAAAUAUUAGACCUAGGUACUGGGACCGGGGUAUGGCCCGUGGAGAUGGCAGUGCGUUACCCCCAGGCUCAAAUAACCGGUAUAGACGUAUACCCAAUACAGAGGAGGAAUGGGGUACCGCCCAACGUCAAAUUUGAGAUUGGAAACGUUGAAGAACCGUUAGAUUGCCCAGAUAAUUCGCUCGAUUUCGUCCAUGCACGAGGAAUAGCUGGUGGCAUACACGACUGGCCGGCAUUGCUUCAACAAGUAUACAACAAGCUUAAGCCAGGCGGACUUUUUGAGAUGACAGAGGUCUCUCUCAACGUUCUCGACUUCGACGGCAAGUUCGCCGAAGCCGACCUAUGUCCCGAGUUUCUACGAAUAUUUCGGGAAUUGUCAACUGAGGUAGGCGUGGAUUUCGACCCGUCGCGACGCGUAACCGACUGGCUACUGGACGCCGAAUUCGAGAAGAUAGUCCAACGGAGCGAGAUACUUCCCAUGGGAAAUUGGGCACAAGACGAGAAAUUAAAGACGCGACAGAAUUUAAUUAACCAGAUGACGAAUGAACGACUAGAAUCCUCCUUUAUGGACAAUCAUUGCGGCUUGCUAUUCCAGAGUUGCGGCUGGACGAAAGAAAAAUACGAUGAGAUAGUCCCCUCAUUUUGGCAGGAAAUCCGAGCAGCAACAGGAAGGCCCUACAUAACAGCGUGAGAAGCCCCUUUUCGGACACCACUCAGCGCAUACUGAUAUAACCUAGCGUUUUCACCACUGCGAGAAAACCUCGCGGGGAAACCAACGCUUGAAACACCUUAAGACCUUA